Molecule: messenger RNA, 2473 nt
Organism: Doryrhamphus excisus (bluestripe pipefish)
Lineage: Eukaryota; Metazoa; Chordata; Actinopteri; Syngnathiformes; Syngnathidae
Gene: pard6a
Product: par-6 family cell polarity regulator alpha
Biological process (GO): centrosome cycle; establishment or maintenance of cell polarity; regulation of cellular localization
Cellular component (GO): nucleus; cell cortex; apical plasma membrane
Molecular function (GO): protein binding
Source: RefSeq, a predicted model, not a curated record
CGGGCAGCCUCCCGCAGUCGGAGGCGGAUGUUCCACAUCGCCGACAUAAUGUACGCACACUGGAUGGAAUUGACAACAUCCCACCUGUCUCGAAGGCGGCGGAUUUUAGCCGCGCGUCUGUUGACAAGCGGCGGCCACCGAUAAGGUCCCGAGCGAGGGCGUUUCGCCGACGAUCCAGACUCCGGCGGUGCCGGUUUGGAAACAAGAAGUGCCCUUGGACCCGAUGAUUGCAGCCGCAGUGCCACAGUUGAUCAUCCGACGGGAGGGCAGAAUGUCACGGCAGCAGCAGCAGAAAGCCAUCGGCGGCGUCGUGGAGGUCAAAAGUAAAUUUGAAGCGGAAUAUCGUCGCUUUGCUUUCAAGAGGAACUGCCAAGGUGGUUUCCAGGAGUUCUAUAGCCUCCUCCAAAUUAUCCAUCACAUCCCCGAUGCGGACAUGUUAUUGGGCUACACGGACGACUCCGGCGACCUCCUUCCAAUCAACAAUGACGACAACUUUCACAAAGCCGUCUCAUCAGCAAAUCCCUUGCUUCGCAUUAUCAUAACCAAGAAAGAGGAUGAGCGUGUAGGUUUUCCAAACAACUCCCUCCAGAGGCGUAAAAAAGGCCCAGGACUGCCAGGACUUCGGAACCCCGGCUCAUUGUCCAUCCACUCAAAGAACAAAGUGUCUCUCAUGAUCGGCCAACCACAGAACUUCCGUCAGAUCUCGUCAAUCAUCGACGUGGAUAUCUUACCCGAGACACAUCGACGUGUACGGCUGCACAAGCAUGGCACCAAGAAACCACUGGGCUUCUACAUCCGAGAUGGGGUCAGUGUACGGGUGACGCCCCAGGGUGUGGAAAAGGUUCCAGGAGUGUUCAUAUCCCGCCUUGUGCGUGGCGGUCUUGCAGAGAGCACGGGGCUCCUGGGGCUUAAUGAUGAAAUUCUGGAGGUCAACGGCAUUGAUGUUACUGGAAAAUCUUUGGAUCAGGUGACAGACAUGAUGGUAGCCAACAGCCAUAACCUCAUCGUGACGGUGAAGCCAGCCAACCAGAGGAACAAUGUCAUUCAUCGCGGGAGUCGAACCUCGGAGGGAGUUUCUGUUUCUUCCGGCUUAAAUGGAUCAACGGGCUCCGCUCGAUCCCGUGAUUCUUCAAGUCCUGCUUCCCAGAGCACCCCCAUCACUGCAAGCAACAGCAUUGCAGAGGGUGACAGUGAUGAAGAUGACGACGACGACGAUGGCGAUCUCAUCCUGGAAAAUGAUCAUUUGACAUUUCCGGAAUCGCAUCGGGUGGCCAACAACAACAACAACGGCAACAGCCUGCACCGCAACAGUGAAAGAUUGCGCGACAGUCCCGUGAUCCGGGCCCUUCAACAGAGCAUCUCCAUGCCCGAGAGCAUGGCCUCUUCCAUGGUGACGUCCGGUCAAAACGGACAACCGCAUCCAUCGGCCGGCAACACUCAGCAGAGCGUGAGAAACGGUGGCGACAUGCUAACGCUGUAACCACACGCCGUUGCCGACGGUGGAUGGGAAAGAGAAUAUUCUUUAUUGGUGCCUGCAGAUUCAUCUCUAAUAUUUACAAUUUGACUCAAACGCAAUCAGCAUUGAAUUUGACUUUUUAUUUUCAUGCUGGUUAAUGUUUUUCAACUGCUCGGGGCCGCUGGGUUGUGUCUGUGUUGCCAUUGUCGUUGUUGAAUAUCAAUAAACAUGUAACCAGAUACACAUGAUGAUCUGCCAUUCCAUCAGUGGAGCAGGACAGUGAUAGUAAUCUGCCACUGAAACUCAUCUUCUGUCAGGAGAUGAUGGUGUGCAUAGCAUGAUGCUAGCGUCCUUCCUUCUGCCACAGAUGCCAGCCAAUCGCCGGGCACGUAUAGACCCACAUUCAUAGCUACGGACAAUUUGGAGUCGCUAAUUAACCUAGCAUGUUUUUGGAAUGUGGGAGGAAGCCGGAGUACCCGGAGAAAGAGAGAUGCCAAAGCGGAGUAUCGAACUCAGGUCUUCCCGACCGCCUGAUUGUGUGGCCGACAUGCUAACUAAUAAGUGUGAAUAUAUAAAGAAAAUCAAUAAGACAAAAUAAUAUUUUCAUUUGCUUUGUCGGAUCCGUGUUGUCGCUCUGCUGCCGCCUUCUGCCCUUCUUGUCCUUUCAGUGCACCUCUGGCUGGAAGGAGGUGUGAGGUGCUCACUCCCGCCGCCAAUCUUGUUCCUGACCUUCUCGAGCACGGAAGCAGGUGUACCUCGUCGCCAGAUCGUGCCCACAACCUUCCCGGUCCUCCACACCUUCCGCUUGCUCAGCAACGCUGAUUUUUAUUUGCUGCUUUGCGUCUUUUGCCCGUGUGACGUUUGGUCCGCAAUGUUUUUGGUUGUACUUUGCUCUCCGUGUUUCCUGCAGUAUUUUUUAUUCUCUGUUGUACGUUUUGGUCUCUGUAGCGGUUUACUUUGGCCCUGGGUUGUCAUUUCCCCAACCUUUGGUAAUAAAGCAUUUUUUCUUAGACAAAA